Messenger RNA from Drosophila albomicans, 1017 nucleotides. RefSeq lists its product as uncharacterized. NCBI's taxonomy places the organism in Eukaryota, Metazoa, Arthropoda, Insecta, Diptera, Drosophilidae. The record is from RefSeq and is a predicted model, not a curated record. The coding region runs from base 261 to 713 and encodes 150 amino acids. The transcript is spliced from 2 exons.
AAAAAGGGGGAAGAAAACAUGAAAAAUGAGGAGGAAAACUGUUUGGGAAAUUCGUUUUCAUUUCGAUUUUUUUUUUUGUUUUUUUUUGUGGCGAACUUAUCGAUUUUCUUCUUUUUGUUUUUUGCGUAGGUGACAAAAAAAAGAAAACACAGACGAAGAGGAGUCAGCAGCAGAGAGCGAUAGAGAGAGAGAGAGAGAGCGGGCACAGUGCGUGAGAGCGGGCGAGCGAGUGGGAGAGAGAAGGAGAGAGCGAGCGAGCGAUGCUGGGCUGUGGGCGAGAGCGAGACAGCAGGCAGCUGCGUGUUGUGCGUAAGGCGGCGGCGUCGCUGCCAGCGUCGACGCCAGCAGCGACAGCGGACAAUCAGAGGAAGAAGGAGAGAAGAGUGAGGGAGAAGUGUAGCAAGAGCGAUAGAGAGAGAGAGGGAGAGAGCGGAGAAGUAACUGGAUUGAAAAGUGAAGUGCGCAUACUGACAGUGGACACUGUGUCGACCUGUGUGCUGGCUCCUCCAUUGAAGAAGAAACGUUCCAAACGGAUAACCGAAUAUUUUCCAUGUGAAUGGUUUGCGGCAUUUGCCCACAACGACGGCGACGGCGACGGCGACGCUGACUGCGCAGUUGACAUUGACGUCGCGACGCAGCAAUUUACACGACGAACAGAGAGACAGAGAGAGAGAGAGGAAGAAGAAGAUGAAGAAGGGCAGUGUUGUGGAUGAGAGGAUGAGGGUGAGGGUGAGAGAAGCAAGCGAACGCGUGAAAAGCGAAUUUUCAUUUCAUGUUUUGUCACGAAGCGAAUGGAGAAGAACAGCAAAGGAAAAAAGAAAAAAACCCAAAAUCAACGGAAAAUGCGAGGAAAACUCACGUUGGCAUUGACAACAAGGGUGGCUAAGUCGACUUCGACGUCGCUGUCGCCGUCGCAGUCGCAGUCAACGUCAGCAGCAGCUGUAGGCAGCAGCAACGCUCUCUGAGCGUAGAAAAGACGGAAAAUUCAGCUGCCUACGUCUGUAUGUGUGUGUGUGU